GGCGGAUAUUUGCAUUCUUUGCAGCUUCUUGGAGGGGGAGAGUUUUGCCUGUGGGUAUCUUUUCUAGGGAUGAGAAUGCCUGGGCAACUAUCUAGGUGGACAAAUGACAACUCUUGCAAUAUUGUCCGACUUGAUGACGUCCUGUGAUUUAUCCCUUUUCCCGACGGCGGUCUGGCCGGAUUAUAUUUCCCUUGCCAUUAGGUGGGCUCGUCACCCUCUUCCCUUAUCUACCUUGCCAUUCAAAUCGCCAUACCUCCCUUCCACUUACUUAGCUGUUGUUUUUCUGUAUUUAUAUACAUUGUUGACUCUCUCCAUCCCCUUUUCUCUCCUUCAAACCCUCACAGAGCUUGAUUGAUCAGUUCAGUUGUUGUUCUCAUCAUGGUCGCUUCGGGACUUACUAGACUGUAGUAUAGUAUAUAGUACUAGGUAUAGAGACGUCAUUCACUUCCAAUGCUCAAUCGCAU
Molecule: messenger RNA, 464 nt
Organism: Aspergillus vadensis CBS 113365
Lineage: Eukaryota; Fungi; Ascomycota; Eurotiomycetes; Eurotiales; Aspergillaceae
Exons: 1
Coding region: 104-355 (83 amino acids)
Source: RefSeq, a predicted model, not a curated record